AAUGUCAAAACAAGGAAGGGUCGGAAGUGGCAUCUGCUAUGGAAAAAAGGAAACGAAAAAAGAAUCUUCAGAUUUUGGAGUGAAACGAUUAAGACAGAAAGUCAUGACAAAACCAGAGAAAUAUAUGUUUCCCCUUGCUGCCCUUGCUUUGGUUGUAGCUGUUUGCGUGGUACCACUGACAGCUGACAUAUCUAACGUCACCUCUACUCGGCAUAUAGCCCACAGGAUGGAUGAGGCGAUUCUGACAGUCAACAAUGAGCUGGACACUGAGCUGGUGGUGUCCUGGAUGUCAGAGCGAUGCUAUCAGUGUUUGUACCAGCAGUUGGGUGUUGUCCCCGCAGGACCCACUCCUGGCCAGCCCAGUUCAGUAGACUUUGUUGUGGGCACACAGCAUGGAAUUACACUACAGCUCAACAGCACCAUCAUCAACCUGGAGCUCUGCACGGUUCCAUUCCACUUUGGGGAGCACGGGAACUACUCUCUCUGGGUGAAAAAUCUGAACGACUCCUCAGUGGUCAACUGCUCUCUGGUGACUGGUGCAGACCCUGUCAACAGCUACAUACCGAUCUUGGUAGCUUUUCUUAUCUUUGCUGGACUGGCCUUGGCGUCUGCCAUAGGAACAACAAUAUUAGGGCUUGAUGUCGUGAGGGGUUUCUUCUUCCGAAUAAGUGGCUCCAUGGAGACUGAGAGGCUCAUCAACUCUGAACUGGGUAGCCCUGACAGGACGGUAUCAUUGAUAGCUGACAACAUCCUCCCUCCACCAUCGAGCCCCAGCAAGAGGCUGCGAUCUCUGGACACAUUCAGAGGCAUCUCCUUAGUCAUUAUGGUGUUUGUAAACUAUGGAGGGGGACGAUACUGGUUCUUUAGACAUGAAAGCUGGAAUGGCCUCACAGUUGCAGAUCUAGUCUUUCCCUGGUUUGUGUUUAUAAUGGGGACGUCCAUCGCCCUGUCAACCCACUCCAUGCUCCGAGCAGGUUCCACGCGUUGCUCACUGCUGAGGAAAGUUGUGUGGAGGAGCAUGCAGCUUUUCAUCAUCGGUGUCUUCAUCAUCAACCCAAACUACUGCCACGGACCAUUAUCCUGGGACAACCUGCGGAUUCCUGGUGUGUUGCAGCGCCUGGCCUUUUCAUACUUAGUUGUGGCCUGCCUGGAUCUAUUGGUGGCAAGAGGUCGCCUUGACAUCCUUACAACGGAUGCUUGGUGGUCCCCUGGUCUUGACAUCUUGCUGUACUGGCCAGCCUGGCUGUGUGUACUUAUCUUAGAAAUCAUCUGGUUAUGCCUCACUUUCCUACUUCCUGUGCCAGAUUGCCCAACAGGCUAUCUGGGUCCAGGUGGGAUCGGGGACAUGGGCUUGUACGCUAACUGCACCGGUGGAGCUGCUAGUCUCAUUGACAGAUGGCUUCUUGGAGAAAGCCACAUCUACCAGACUCCCUCGUCACGGGUGAUUUAUGCAACUCAUAUGCCAUAUGACCCAGAAGGUGUUCUCGGUAGCAUCAACUCUAUUCUCAUGGCUUUCCUUGGAUUACAGGCAGGAAAAAUAAUCUUACACUACAGAGAUCUCCACACAAGUAUAAUUUCAAGGUUCCUUAUAUGGGGUCUAUUAUUGGGAGCCAUAUCUGCAGCUCUGACCAAAUGUUCUACUGACCAUGGCUUCAUCCCUGUUAACAAGAACCUAUGGUCUCUGUCCUAUGUCACAACGCUGGCCUGUUUUGCAAACGUGCUGCUAGUGCUGGUGUACUUCACAGUGGAUGUGAAGAAGUGGUGGUCUGGAGCACCUUUCUACUAUCCUGGUAUGAACUCCAUCCUUGUGUACGUGGGCCAUGAAGUGUUCGAGGAGUAUUUCCCCUUUCGUUGGCAGAUGUCCAACAGCCAAUCCCACACUGAGCACCUCACCCAGAACCUUGUGGCUACUUCCUGUUGGGUCUUUAUCGCUUACGUGCUCUACAGAAAGAAGAUUUUCUGGAAGAUUUAAUAGCUGACCCUCUGAAUGGGACGUACCAACAACGAUACCAGAGGACAUUGUUUACAUCAGUUGCUGGAGUUCAAAUCUGACGACAUUUGGAAAGCUGGAAACGGGAGAUUAUUUUAUCAAAACUAUGGUGAUUAUCUGUUCUCUGAACAUGUGUGGUAGCCUUGAAACAGCAAAUAUUUUUUCAGUUUUUGUAAUUACUUUUUUCAGCCAAUACUUUACACGACCAUACAUGUUUUAAAUAUUUUUUCCAAAGCUCUUCAGAUAUGAAGCAGAGCACCCCGACCAAAUACCUUAACUGACUCAGGAAGAACUCGUCAGAGAACAGUUCAUACAUUUCAGGAGUAUGUUAUUGUUAUUGGACUAUGUUAUAGAUGCUAGUUUCAAUUCCUCAUCCUAUACCACAGACUACAGCAGCAGAGUGUUAAAGUAGUGCUUUACUUGACUUCCUCUUGGGACAGUCCGUGCUGCCACAAAUACUGUUGCAUUAGUCAGAAAACUGAAGUGGAUUUUUGUGAGAGUGACGCAUUAAAUUAUGUACUAUCAAGAGAAUGCUGUAUAAACAAGGGGGGAAACUGUAGUUAAAGCUAUGUUUAAAUGGAAAGUUAAACAUCUGCAAUAUAUCUGUCCUUGGCUGUCUUCUCUCCAUUUGAAAUGCUGCGUGUUACCAAGUGUGGAGGGGAAGUGAAGGAGGGCAUGUCAGAUGACUUUUGAAAACCACCAGAGGUUGCUUGCUUUGCAUUUUGGUCAGUGCAGAAGCAUGCAUGUCCAUGAGAUAAUCUUUAUGAUCAAGUUGUCAAAUUUGCAGAAUUUAUCGUUUUUAUUUUUAUAAUUUUCUUUUUUGUGAUGAAAGUAUUGGCAGAAAUGAUUUGCCUUUCAUUUUUAUAUUUACUUUUUGUUAAGUUUGGGAUGAGUUUAAAGAAAGCAAUGAUACUGUAUGGUGCCCAUGUGUAAUUUUGCGAUUUAAAAAUACAUAUUUGAAGUAUUUUCUUACUAUAAAAAUGUGUUAUCAUUUGUCAUUUCUACAUUUGACAGUUAACAUAAAUAUGAAUUCAUUUGAAUAUAAGUUUAUAUA
Messenger RNA from Notothenia coriiceps (black rockcod), 3044 nucleotides. It is a transcript of the gene hgsnat, whose product is annotated as heparan-alpha-glucosaminide N-acetyltransferase. The record is from RefSeq and is a predicted model, not a curated record. The transcript has 18 exons. NCBI's taxonomy places the organism in Eukaryota, Metazoa, Chordata, Actinopteri, Perciformes, Nototheniidae. Bases 2 to 1972 code for a protein of 656 amino acids.